AUUCAAAACGGUUACAAUUCUCCGGAGCAGCGGCGAGAACGGUUUGGGACUGGGUAGCGCCCACAGGGCGGGACCCCACUUCCCGGGUAUUCAUCCUCUUUCGUGGGACUAAAUCCAGCCGUCGGCGGCUAUUUAUUUAUUUGUUUGUUUACUUGGGGCGGAGGGUGUCGCUUCUCCUAAGCGCCCUCGCCACCCUGGAAGCCAUGGAGUUCAAGGUGGAGGCGCACCGCAUCAUGACCAUCUCCCUGGGCAAGAUCUACUCGUCCCGGGUGCAGAGGGGCGGCAUCAAGCUGCAUAAGAACCUGCUGGUGUCCCUGGUGCUGAGGAGCGCCCGUGAGGUCUACCUGAGCGAACAAGAGGAGCUCUACCUGCAGCAGCAACAGCCGCCCGAGGAGCUGCAAACCCCGCAGAGUUGGGCUUCCAGGAGGAGACUCUGCGACUCGUCCGCCCGCGGGCAGCCUCCCCACGGCUGGGCCGAGGGGCCAAGUAGCGAGCCCGAGCCUCGGCUGCCCGCUUGGACUGAUGGCGACCGAGCCGAGGACAGAGUGCAACCUCCCGGCUGGCUUGACUCUCGGUCGCCCAAGACCGAGCCCUUCGAGGGCCGGCCUGUAGUGAACAGGGCUCCUUGCCAGGGGCCGGAAGCGGGUAGCGGCAACACUGGCGAACAGGGGGCCGGCUGCCCGUCCCGGACGGUCGGCGAGCCGGCACCGAGUUGCCCGUGCGCCCGCAAGAGGAGGAGUGCCGGGCCCGGGGCGACCGAACCCGCUAGCCCGCUGAAAAGGGCCAGGACUGAACAGGAGCUGGCGGUGUCCCCUAAGGCCGCCCGCGUCCCCCUUCAACAAGAGGAAGAGGAGAUGGAGACUUCCCCUAACGUCUCUAGUCUCAUCACCGUCUUCGGGUCUAGUUUCUCCGGGCUCCUGACCAAGGAAAGCAGUGAGGGGGAGAGUGGCCAGGUCUGCUGUGAUCAAGUACUGGGCAGUAUGGGUUCUUGGAGCAGGGCGAUUGUCGCCUUUUGAGAAACACCUCGACUCCCUUCUCUUCUGACUGAGACCAGGACUGGCUUCAAUUGGUUCUCAUUUCCUCCUUUUUGGAGGGAGGGAAUUGGCUGGGUUUGAAAUGUUCGUUUUCCCCCAGUAGGAGCGCCUCUACAACCACGUGGAGAGCAGCCUCCCUCCUCCUCCACCCACAGUGAGGAAGUGUAGAGGGCUAGGCGUGUACUGAGCUGCUGGGCUUGUUGGGAGGGGUUACACUUUCCAUUUGACUGUGGUGGAGGGCUGUCUUACCGCCAGACCCACCUACCCACCCCCUUCCCGUUUUUAAUAGUUUAAUUUUCGGUUUAAAACGUGUCAUUUCCCCCUCAGCCCGAUCCAAGAUUCAUUGGAAGGCAGCAAGACUUGUGAAUUGUUUGUAUACAGUUUCAUGUCUCCAAUGCCUUUUUAUAUAAAACUCAAAAUGUUGCUGAGGUCGAUAUCGAAUUACUACUUCCUUUUCUCCUCUCCUUCCCUCGCGCGCGCCCCCCCCCCCCUCCGUUGCCUCCCACGUAACUGAUUUGGGCACGUUUCUGUACUUAAAAGUUGUCUUUGUUCUAUAAAGACUUUGGAAAAUGUGUUGGAUUAUUCACUAUUUUUUAGCUGUAGUACUAUGUUUAUAUGAAUGGUGUAACUUACACGAA
Molecule: messenger RNA, 1672 nt
Organism: Stegostoma tigrinum
Lineage: Eukaryota; Metazoa; Chordata; Chondrichthyes; Orectolobiformes; Stegostomatidae
Product: immediate early response gene 5 protein
Exons: 1
Coding region: 204-1016 (270 amino acids)
Source: RefSeq, a predicted model, not a curated record